ACGCAACAAAUAGCGAAUGAGUGAUUUAAUAGUAGGAAAUAUGUCAGGUAACAUAUCAUACCUGAAAAUAGGAUCAUGGACCCUGCCCAAGAGAGGCCUAUUUGUCUUAUUUGGAAGCACCUUAAUCUUAGUGGCAUGCUCCUUAGAUUAUUCAUACGGCAACCUUAAUACAUAUGUAACAUCGUACCUGCGGAAAAACAAUCCACAGAUCACUUAUGCGGAUUGGGUGUUUGUAUCUCAGAGUAAAACCAUUUUUGGGGCAAUUCUCUCUCCAUUUGGUGGCGAGGUCGCCCGAAGGUUGGGAAUUCGACUUUCCCUUAUCAUUGGAAGUAUCAUUUAUGCAGGAGGUUACCUUCUGACUUACUUCAGCUUGGACUGGGGCUUGUGGCCAGUGGUCUUCACGAUAGGAGCGUUCCAUGGGAUUGGCUACGGUCUAACAUACACUCCAGCUAUCAGUUCCAUACUAAAGUGGUUUCCUGCCCACAAAGGCACCUUCGCCAGUAUAGCCGUGGCUGGUUACGGGUUCGGCUCGGUGAUUUGGAACCCCGUGGAAACAGCCUUUGUCAAUCCUGGCAACGAAGAGGCUCAGUACCCAAACGGGACCACCAGUGGGGAUAAGUACUUCACGGACGAGGACCUGCUUGGAAGAGUUCCUUAUUUGUUCUUGUUGAUCGGAGGGAGCAUUGCCUUAAUGCAAAUCAUUAGCAUCUUGGCCAUCCGUGAUCCAUCGGAUGAUGAAGAAAGAGAACUCUUGGGUAACAUGACUAUCCUUAUGGAGGAUUUGGUUGAGAAAGAGGAUAAAAGUCUGCAUAGCGUCAAGCCCAAAGGAGCAGUGAAAACAUGGGCCUUUUGGAUCUUUUACAUCUCGUUCUUCUCCAUGAACUUGUUGACCUUAUUCAUUUCCAACUAUCAAAAGGCUUUUGGCCUUCAAUUCAUCGACGAUGACAAAUUCUUAUCCUUGGCUUCUACUCUUCAAAACGUGAUGAAUGGGGCCAGUCGGAUAUUUUGGGGCAUCAUUUAUGACAAGUUUGGGUAUAAAUUUACCAUGAUGUUUGUCACGUGCAUCUCAACAGCAUUUGCAGCUUCAUUUGGCAACAUUGUCUUCUUGGAAAAGAACUCGACUGGAGUCAAGAUUUUCUUUGCUGUUUGGUCUUGUGGCGUGUACGCGACUAAUCCAGGGGCUUAUGCGUGUUUUCCACCGCAAAUAAUGAAGUGCUUCGGACCAAAACAUAAUGCCACACUCUAUGGCCUCAUUUUUACCGCUUCAAUAUUUUGCAGCAUCGUUCUGCUUACGGUCGCUCAGACUCUCUUCCCAAUUAUUGGUUAUACCGGUAUGUUUGCAGUAACUGGUCUCGUUGGAGCUUUAAGUAUUGUGGUGACACUUACUUGGAGAGAAGAGCUUGACGAGGAGGAAGAGGUUGAAAAAAAAGAGGUCAUAUAAACAAGCUCUGUAUUUCGAAAUUGACCAGCAAAAUAAAUGGCUAAAUAAAUACGUA
This is a messenger RNA of Tigriopus californicus, 1496 nucleotides long. RefSeq names its product oxalate:formate antiporter-like. The transcript has 7 exons. The record is from RefSeq and is a predicted model, not a curated record. NCBI's taxonomy places the organism in Eukaryota, Metazoa, Arthropoda, Copepoda, Harpacticoida, Harpacticidae. Gene Ontology annotation, biological process: transmembrane transport. The coding region runs from base 17 to 1441 and encodes 474 amino acids. Gene Ontology annotation, molecular function: transmembrane transporter activity.